Molecule: messenger RNA, 1350 nt
Organism: Rhodotorula graminis WP1
Lineage: Eukaryota; Fungi; Basidiomycota; Microbotryomycetes; Sporidiobolales; Sporidiobolaceae
Exons: 4
Coding region: 1-1350 (449 amino acids)
Biological process (GO): endoplasmic reticulum to Golgi vesicle-mediated transport
Cellular component (GO): COPII-coated ER to Golgi transport vesicle; endoplasmic reticulum-Golgi intermediate compartment; Golgi membrane
Source: RefSeq, a predicted model, not a curated record
AUGUACGGCGGUCCCUCUGCAGCGCGGUCCCCUCCACCUCUGCAGCACCCACGCCCGCAGCACCCGCCAUCCCACAUCCCGUCCCAGUCUCCCCCGCCCGACGCCUACUCGUACGGCGGCUCGUCGUCGACCGAGUACCAGCGCUUCUCGUCGCCGCCGGUCCAGCCGCACGCCCAGCAGCCGCACCUUCAGCACCAAGCGGCGGGGGCGCAGCGGCUCCACCCGACGGCGUCGUACGGCGGCGGCGGCGGCGCAAAGGCGGCGCAGCAGCAGCAGCACGCGUACGGCCGAGGAGGGGCAGGACCGGCGACGCCCGACGCCUACAUCCCGGCCAACGCGGCGUACGGCGCCGCACCGCAGCAGCAGUACGGCGUGCCGAGUGCGCAGGGCGUCGCGUGGAUGGGCGGCGGCGCCGACUCGGGGCCGAGCGGGCCUGUCGGCGGCGGUGGGGCAGCUCCGGCUUCCUCUCGAGGAGGGGGAGGAGGGGGGCCCGCGCAGCAGCAGCAGCAGCAGGGCGCGCCGCCGAGCGGGUGGCCCGGCAUGGGCGGCGCAGCGGGCGGCGGCAUGAACGGCAUGAUGAACGACGCGACGGCGCAGAUGGGCGUCCAGUUCGGCAAGCACGCCCUGACGGCCGGCCAGGCGUACCUCGACAAGAACUUUACGCGCCUGUUGCCGCUCGCGCACCUCAAGCACAGCUUCAACGUGUCGAACAGCUACGUCGUCAACAAGCUGCGCCUCAUCGUGUGGCCCUGGCGGCACCGCCCCUGGAGUCGCAGCGUCGUGCGCAACGAGGGCACGGGCGUCGCCGAGGGGUGGAAGCCGCCUCGCGAGGACCUCAACUGCCCAGACCUGUACAUCCCCGUCAUGGCCGUCGUCACCUACAUCCUCCUGUCGGCCGUCAUCGCGGGCAAGGCGGGCACGUUCGACCCCAACAUCCUCGGCCAGUCGGCGAGCCGCGCGUUCGGCCUCCUCACGCUCGAGUUUGUCUGCAUCAAGCUCGGGUGCUACCUCCUCGGCAUCGGCGAGGAGGGCACGGUCGUCGACUUGGUGUCGUACGAGGGCUACAAGUUUGUCGGGGUCAUCGUCGCGCUCUUGGCAGGCCUGCUCGGCGCCACCGGCUGGACCUUCUGGCUCGUCUUUCUCUACGUCUUCCUCGCCAACUUCUUCUUUCAGCUCCGCUCCCUGCGACACCUCGUCCUCCCCGACCCGUCCAUGUCGCCCCUCGACCACGGCGACAACAGCAACCUGCAGACGACGCCGUCGCACGCCCAACGCGCGCGCCGCAUCCAGUUCCUCUUUGUCGUCGCCGCCGCUCAGGGCCUGAGCAUGCUCGUGCUCGUGCGCGUCUAG